AUGGCUACAGAUAUGAUUCUUCCAACGCAUUUCGAGCUGAACAAUGGCCAAAAGAUCCCGGCUGUUGGCCUAGGGACCUUUCAGAGCGAGGAUGACAAUUCUCGGGUUAAAGAGGCUGUCAAAACUGCCCUGAAGAUGGGGUACCGACACAUUGACGGCGCUCAUGCAUACGGGAAUGAGAAGGAGAUUGGGGAAGCUAUCAAGGAGAGCGGCAUUCCACGGGAAGAAAUAUUCGUAACGUCAAAAUUGGCACAGAAUUGGCAUGAGCCUGGAGAUGUCCAAAGGGCCCUAGAGUUGUCGCUUCGACAUCUGCAACUGGACUACGUCGAUCUUUAUCUCAUGCACUUCCCCUAUGCAUACAAGACUGGGGAGAACAAUGAGACCGUUAGGCAUCCAAGUGGCAAUGGCAAGCCCGUCAUCAACUAUGACUUGUCUAGGCGCUAUCCAGAGACUUGGCAGGCGAUGGAACGUCUCGUGGACUCCGGAAAGACCAAGGCGAUCGGAGUUUGCAACUUCAACAUACUCAAGACCAAACGAAUUCUUGAAGUAGCCCGGAUCAUUCCGGCCGUUAAUCAAGUCGAGCUUCACCCAUACCUUCCACAGCACGAGCUGCUGGAUUUCUCGGCGAAGCAUGGAAUCCUUAUAGAGGCACAUCAACCACUUGGCGGCCGGCCAGUGUCAAUUGUGAGAGGGCAUCCUGAUCAGAGCCCUCCAACGGAGGAUCAGACUAUUGCCGAGGUUGCCUCGAGCUGCGGCAUGUCACCAGCCCAGGUUCGUACCAUGCCUCCAUUUGCCACGUAUUUUAAUCCACGUCCCUUUGCCGAGAUUUUUGCCUUGGCUCGGGCUACAAGUUGCCAAAGUAUACUGACGGCACUGGCUCAAAAGGUUUGCCUAUCAUGGGCAGUACAGAAAGGCAUUCCUGUGAUUCCCAAGUCGAACCAGGCGGCGCACAUGAGAAGCAACAUGGAAGUGCGCAUGCUGCCUGAUGAGUCCUUCAACCUUGUCGAUGGUCUGGCCGCAGCGCGUGUUGGUGGCUCAGUUCGGUUUUUGGAGCCCAGUCUUCACGUCGGGUUCGAUAUAUUCGAUGAAGAAAACGACCAGCCAAUUGCAGAUGCUGCACCAUGGGCCUGA
Molecule: messenger RNA, 1131 nt
Organism: Pyricularia pennisetigena
Lineage: Eukaryota; Fungi; Ascomycota; Sordariomycetes; Magnaporthales; Pyriculariaceae
Exons: 8
Coding region: 1-1131 (376 amino acids)
Cellular component (GO): cytosol
Molecular function (GO): aldose reductase (NADPH) activity
Source: RefSeq, a predicted model, not a curated record